UCGUGUUCGUCGUCGUCGUCGACGUAGUAGUAGUAGUGAUCGUCCUCGUCGUGAUCGCCGUCGUCGUCGUCGUCGUCUCACCCCGAGAACGAGAGUCGAGCGGUGGCGCGCGUUCUCUCCUCUCUCUCUCCCGUUGCGUCGCGGACGAUCGAGCUCCCGCGAAGCGGCGCGCCGGGGGUGGGGGCCGAAACGAGAAGCCGGCCGCCGGUGGCGCGGGUCAGUCUGUCGGGCAACCGGUCGGUCGGUCGCUCGCUCUCUCGUUUCUCGCUCUGUCCGCGCUCUCCGCUCGACUCGACUCCACCGCGUAUCCGCACUACUCGCGCUUCGCGUCGCGCACGCAUCGCAACCACGUUCCUUCGUUCCUUCGUUCAUUUCGCGACGACGAGUGCGUGCAGAUCGAAAGAGGAAGAGGGAGAGGGAGAGAGAGGGAGAGAGCGUCUCGGAUCGGGUCCAAUUUUCGCUCGCCUCCGCGCACAUCCAGCUGGAUAUUCAGGGGGAUGCGCGCGCCUAACCUUUAACCCCGGACGUGGACGGGCCGGACGUGGCAGGACGUGGCGCGCGGCGAGUCGGUGACCUUGGCUAGGAAAAGGGAUAAUGCGGAGAAAGGAUCGCCGUUUACCUCUGCUCGGACGGAUCGAUCUCCUCCCGUUAGGACGUGUUCGUGUCACGGCGGAACAAGAGGUGUAACGGAGAAGACGGAGCGACGAGGAGGCGAGGGAGGAGGAGAGGAGGAGAGCAGGAGCGCGAGGUGAUGUUGCUGGAGUCGCGAGGUGGUCUCGCCGGUAGGAAGAGAAACGGAUUGACGGUGUCUUCGUUCGGUGGCGGAGGUGGCGGCGGUGGUGGCGGCGGCGGAGGCGGAGGCGGAGGUGCCGGCUGCGGCGGCAGCGAGGAGGACGACGAGGAAUCUCGACAUCUGUUUCUUGGAAGAAAAAUGCAGACCGAGGGAUCCGCCGCCUCCACCGCGGUCUCCACCGGUUUGUCACCGGGGUGUACGCGCGACGACGGCGACGAUAGUUCCACCCCUUCGCCCAACGCCAGCCUUCUCAACAAUCUGAACAACAAUUGCAACUCGAAUCGACAAUGCGCCACCGACUUUAGCAUCGCGGCCAUCAUGGCGCGCGACUCGAGGCAACAGCAACACCAACAACAGCCCCAACAACUCUCGCCCCAUCACUCGCAAACCUCGCCGUCUCAGCAGCAGCAGCAGCAACAGCAGCAGCAACAACAGCAACAACAGCAACAGCAGCAGCAGCAACAACAAUCUCAUCAUCAUCGUCAGUUACAGCAACAGGCCGUCGGCGGUGGAAAAUUGCAUCAACACGAGAGGGAACCGAGCGUUUCUGGCGUGGUCCGGGGUAAUAGUGGUGGUGGCAGUGCAGCUCCUCCCGCGCCGAUCCAGGAGGCGAUCCUGGCGGAAGACGAUCCGGAGACGGACGACGCCGGAAGUAGCAGCGGCAAAGUAGCUUCCCCCGUCAAUCCCCUCCUCCAAGAAAGGUCCAACUGCGAAGAGCUCAGACACGUGGCGUGUCAUCUCGAGACGAAAGACUUGUGGGACAAAUUCAACGAGUUGGGCACCGAGAUGAUCAUCACGAAAACUGGCAGAAGGAUGUUCCCGACCUGCAGAGUGUCGUUCAACGGAUUGAAGCCGGACAGUCGAUAUGCGGUGUUGAUGGACAUCGUCCCCGUGGAUAACAAGAGGUAUCGAUACGCGUAUCACCGUAGCUCCUGGCUGGUGGCGGGUAAGGCCGAUCCACCGGCACCGGCCCGCCUCUACGUUCAUCCCGAUUCCCCGUUCACGGGGGAACAGCUUCGAAAACAGGUGGUCUCGUUCGAGAAGGUCAAGUUGACCAACAACGACAUGGACAGGCACGGACACGUGAGUAUCCGAGUAGUGGUGUUGGUGGUAAUAGUAGUAGUAGUAGUUGGGCCGAUAACGUUAAUCCGCGCGUCGAGCGCGAUCACGCGUAUGCGUGCGUGCGUGCGUGUGUGUCAAAUGAUCCGUUCGCAGUUGGUGUUGAACUCGAUGCACAAGUAUCAGCCGAGGAUCCACCUGGUGAAACGACCGGACUCGGGCACGGCCAAACCUAUAACGGAUCUCGAGAAGGAACCUCACAAGACCUUCAUAUUCCCAGAGGCGAUAUUCACCGCUGUCACCGCCUAUCAGAAUCAACUCAUCACCAAGCUGAAGAUCGACAGCAACCCGUUCGCCAAAGGGUUCCGUGACUCGUCCCGGCUCACCGAUUUCGAAAGGGAGACGAUGGAGUCGAUGCUCGCGGAGCAGCAAUCGCUCAGGUUCCCCCAUCGGCUCCCGUUCGAGAUGGAUCAACUACAGGCGACGGCGGUGAGCAAUCUGAGCCUCGAGGAGAAGGCGCUCUGGGCGGCGCGCUCCCAGAUGCUGUUGCGGGCCGCUGCCGCGGUCGCUGUCAGCCCUUACGCCCAACUGGUCGGGCCCGCGGCCCUCGUCUAUCCCGGCGCCUCUUCGGCCGGGACCAGCCACCAGCAACACCAGCAACAACACCAGCAACACCAGCAGCAACACCAGCAACAGCAGCAACAACAGCAGCAACUCGGCCACUUGUGGUGGGCCUCGUCGAUCGGGCCCACUCUCUUCGCGGCGGCGCAUCAUCACCACCAGCAGCAACAGCAACAGCAGCAACAGCAACAGCAGCAGCAACAAUUGGCCGCGGGGUCGAGCACGGGGCCAGCCGCACCCCGACCGCUCUACCCCUCCGCCUUGGCCCUGGCCCAUCACCGGUUCUCCCCGUACCACGCGGCCAAGUCGGCCGCCGCCUCGUUGGGACCCUCGCUGUCCCCCUCGCCCUCCUCGCGGAGGGCCACCCCCUCGCCGACCGACAGCCUCGGAAGAGACGUUCGAGAUCUGUCGCCCUCGUAGUGCCCGUCCGUCGCUCUCGUUUCCUUCUCCUUCUCUCGAGGAAGGGGGGAGGUGGAGGAGCGUCGCGUACACGGUGCACGGUCGGUGUUGAAUCAGAAGAGAGGAGGUACAUACGACGCGACUACGUGCGUUUUUCGCGUCACGAUCGAUCGUGUGACGACCUUUGCUGUAUAUAACUAUACGUAUAUACAUGUAUAUACAUAUGUAUAUAUGUAUAUAUGUGUAUGUAUAUACAUAUGCAUAUACGUAUAUACAUCACGCGCGUUAUACACCUACGAAAUCGACGAGAUCUUAUAGGUAUAUAACUAAUCGACUUUGUUCCGUUUGUGUAACAUAAGUUGUAUAUUUCGUAUCACGACUUAUCGUUAUCGUUAUCGUUAUUUAUGUUUCCAACUCCGUACUCCUUCCCCCCCUCUUGUGGCCACUCUCGCGGCGGAGAGGAAACGCGCGUUCGAAAAGAAAAGCAAAAAAAAAAAAAAGGAAAAAAAAGAAGAAAAGGCGUCUCUUCUCUCUCCGCCCGAGGCCGCCCCCCCGUUCGCGAAUAGCUCGAUCGCGACCACGAUUUCUCGAAAUCGUCGGCGAUUAGCGUUUAGCGUUUAGAUAUCGUCGAUAUCGUUUGAUGCUUGUGUUGCGAAGACGCAUAAAAAAAAAUAUCUGUGCCGUGCAAGCUCUGCUCCCUUGUAAAUAAACCCUGAAUAAAAAAACUCUUGUACCGAG
Molecule: messenger RNA, 3610 nt
Organism: Apis mellifera (honey bee)
Lineage: Eukaryota; Metazoa; Arthropoda; Insecta; Hymenoptera; Apidae
Product: T-box protein H15
Exons: 5
Coding region: 752-2893 (713 amino acids)
Biological process (GO): cell fate specification; regulation of transcription by RNA polymerase II; positive regulation of DNA-templated transcription
Cellular component (GO): nucleus
Molecular function (GO): DNA-binding transcription factor activity, RNA polymerase II-specific; RNA polymerase II cis-regulatory region sequence-specific DNA binding
Source: RefSeq, a predicted model, not a curated record